Messenger RNA from Aethalodelphis obliquidens (Pacific white-sided dolphin), 4022 nucleotides. RefSeq names its product glutamate ionotropic receptor NMDA type subunit 1 (gene GRIN1). The transcript has 20 exons. Gene Ontology annotation, molecular function: signaling receptor activity; ligand-gated monoatomic ion channel activity. The record is from RefSeq and is a predicted model, not a curated record. Gene Ontology annotation, biological process: monoatomic ion transport. The coding region runs from base 158 to 2974 and encodes 938 amino acids. NCBI's taxonomy places the organism in Eukaryota, Metazoa, Chordata, Mammalia, Artiodactyla, Delphinidae. Gene Ontology annotation, cellular component: membrane.
CUCGGUGCAGACUUCCCAGGACUAAGGCUCCCGGGGAAGACGUGGCGCCCUCAGCCCGCGGGAUCGGGCGCGCGCAGGACGGCCGGGGCGUCCCUCUGGGGAUGCGCCGAGGGCCCCGCGUUCGCGCUGCCCAGAGCCAGGGCGCCGCCCGGAGCCCAUGAGCACCAUGCGCCUGCUGACACUCGCCCUGCUUUUCUCCUGCUCCUUCGCCCGUGCCGCCUGCGACCCCAAGAUCGUCAACAUCGGCGCGGUACUGAGCACGCGGAAGCACGAGCAGAUGUUCCGCGAGGCUGUGAACCAGGCCAACAAGCGGCACGGCUCCUGGAAGAUCCAGCUCAACGCCACCUCCGUCACCCACAAGCCCAACGCCAUCCAGAUGGCCUUGUCGGUGUGCGAAGACCUCAUCUCCAGCCAGGUCUACGCCAUCCUAGUUAGCCACCCACCUACCCCCAACGACCACUUCACUCCCACCCCCGUCUCCUACACAGCUGGCUUCUACCGCAUCCCCGUCCUGGGGCUGACCACCCGCAUGUCCAUCUACUCAGACAAGAGCAUCCACCUUAGCUUCCUGCGCACCGUGCCGCCCUACUCCCACCAGUCGAGCGUCUGGUUCGAGAUGAUGCGCGUCUACAGCUGGAACCACAUCAUCCUCCUGGUCAGCGACGACCACGAGGGCCGGGCGGCGCAGAAGCGCCUGGAGACCCUGCUGGAGGAGCGCGAGUCCAAGGCUGAGAAGGUGCUGCAGUUCGACCCGGGGACCAAGAACGUGACGGCCCUGCUGAUGGAGGCGCGGGAGCUGGAGGCUCGGGUCAUCGUCCUCUCCGCCAGCGAGGACGACGCUGCCACCGUGUACCGCGCAGCCGCGAUGCUGAACAUGACCGGCUCGGGGUACGUGUGGCUGGUGGGGGAGCGCGAGAUCUCGGGGAACGCCCUGCGCUACGCCCCGGACGGCAUCAUCGGGCUGCAGCUCAUCAACGGCAAGAACGAGUCGGCCCACAUCAGCGAUGCCGUGGGGGUGGUGGCCCAGGCCGUGCACGAGCUUCUCGAGAAGGAGAACAUCACCGAUCCGCCGCGGGGCUGCGUGGGCAACACCAACAUCUGGAAGACCGGGCCGCUCUUCAAGAGAGUGCUCAUGUCUUCCAAGUACGCAGACGGCGUGACCGGCCGCGUGGAAUUCAACGAGGAUGGGGACCGGAAGUUUGCCAACUACAGCAUCAUGAACCUGCAGAACCGCAAGCUGGUACAAGUGGGCAUCUACAACGGCACCCAUGUUAUUCCCAACGACAGGAAAAUCAUCUGGCCAGGCGGAGAGACAGAGAAGCCCCGAGGUUACCAGAUGUCCACCAGGCUGAAGAUCGUGACGAUCCACCAGGAGCCCUUCGUGUAUGUCAAGCCCACGCUGAGCGACGGCACGUGCAAGGAGGAGUUCACCGUGAACGGGGAUCCGGUGAAGAAGGUGAUCUGCACCGGGCCCAACGACACGUCGCCGGGCAGCCCACGCCACACCGUGCCUCAGUGCUGCUACGGCUUCUGCAUCGACCUACUCAUCAAACUGGCGCGGACCAUGAACUUCACUUAUGAGGUGCACCUAGUGGCGGACGGCAAGUUCGGCACGCAGGAGCGGGUGAACAACAGCAAUAAGAAGGAGUGGAACGGGAUGAUGGGCGAGUUGCUCAGCGGGCAGGCAGACAUGAUCGUGGCGCCGCUGACCAUCAACAACGAGCGCGCACAGUACAUCGAGUUCUCCAAGCCCUUCAAGUACCAGGGCCUGACCAUUCUGGUCAAGAAGGAGAUCCCCCGGAGCACGCUGGACUCGUUCAUGCAGCCCUUCCAGAGUACGCUCUGGCUGCUGGUGGGGCUGUCAGUGCAUGUGGUGGCCGUGAUGCUGUACCUGCUGGACCGCUUCAGCCCCUUUGGCCGGUUCAAAGUGAACAGCGAGGAGGAGGAGGAGGAUGCGCUGACCCUGUCCUCGGCCAUGUGGUUCUCCUGGGGCGUCCUGCUCAACUCGGGCAUCGGGGAAGGCGCCCCCAGAAGCUUCUCGGCGCGCAUCCUGGGCAUGGUAUGGGCCGGCUUCGCCAUGAUCAUCGUGGCCUCCUACACUGCCAACCUGGCGGCCUUCCUGGUGCUGGACCGGCCCGAGGAGCGCAUCACCGGCAUCAACGAUCCCCGGCUGAGGAAUCCUUCGGACAAGUUCAUCUACGCGACGGUGAAGCAGAGCUCCGUGGACAUCUACUUCCGGCGGCAGGUGGAACUGAGCACCAUGUACCGGCACAUGGAGAAGCACAACUACGAGAGCGCGGCCGAGGCCAUCCAGGCCGUGCGGGACAACAAGCUGCAUGCCUUCAUCUGGGACUCGGCGGUGCUGGAGUUCGAGGCCUCGCAGAAGUGCGACCUGGUGACCACCGGCGAGCUGUUCUUCCGCUCAGGCUUUGGCAUCGGCAUGCGCAAAGACAGUCCUUGGAAGCAGAACGUCUCCCUGUCCAUCCUCAAGUCCCACGAGAACGGCUUCAUGGAAGACCUGGACAAGACGUGGGUGCGGUACCAGGAGUGUGAUUCGCGUAGCAACGCCCCUGCUACCCUCACGUUCGAGAACAUGGCAGGGGUCUUCAUGCUGGUGGCUGGGGGCAUCGUGGCCGGGAUCUUCCUGAUCUUCAUCGAGAUCGCCUACAAGCGGCACAAGGAUGCUCGCCGGAAGCAGAUGCAGCUGGCCUUUGCAGCAGUGAACGUGUGGAGAAAGAACCUGCAGGAUAGAAAGAGUGGUAGAGCAGAGCCUGACCCUAAAAAGAAAGCCACAUUUAGGGCUAUCACCUCCACCCUGGCUUCCAGCUUCAAGAGACGUAGGUCCUCCAAAGACACGAGCACCGGGGGUGGACGCGGCGCUUUGCAAAACCAAAAAGACACAGUGCUGCCGCGACGCGCUAUUGAGAGGGAGGAGGGCCAGCUGCAGAUGUGUGCCCGUCAUAGGGAGAGCUGAGACGCCCUGCCCGCCCUCCUCUGCCCCCCUCCCCCGCAGACAGACAGACAGACGGACGGGACAGCGGCCCGGCCCACGCAGAGUCCCGGAGCACGACGGGGUCAGGGGGAGGAGCACCCCCCAGCCUCCCCCAGGCCGCGCCCGCCUGCCUGCCGGUCGGCCGGCUGGCCGGUCCACCCGUCCCGGCCCCGCGCAUGCCCCCUGAGCGUCGGGCUAACGGGCGCCUUGUCUGUGUAUUUCUAUUUUGCAGCAGUACCAUCCCACUGAUAUCACGGGCCCGCUCAACCUCUCAGAUCCCUCGGUCAGCACCGUGGUGUGAGGCCCCCGGAGGCGCCCACCUGCCCAGUUAGCCCUGCUGCUCGGGAAGGCCUGAGGGAAGCCCACCUGCCAGAGACUGCCCACCCUGGGCCUCCCGUCCGUCCGUCUGCCCUGCUGCCUGGCGGGCAGCCCCUGCUGGACUGAGGCUCGGGCCAGAGCUGCUGAGGACGGGUCAGAGCUGAGCUGGCUGGGCAGGGCCGCAGGGCGCUCCGGCAGAGGCAGGGCCCUGGGGUCUCUGAGCAGUGGGGAGAGGGGCUGACUUGGCCCCGGGCAGAGGGCCUUGGAGCAGAGACUGAAGCCCCAUCCUUCCCCAGCCACCACCAGAGCCACCAUGGGGGCCCUUGGCCCCGGCUGGCUGGGUCCCCCGCUCCCGCAGCGCCGGCACCCCACAGCCUUGUCCCCACCUCUCCCUUCUUGCCCACACCCCUUCUCCGCUUGACCCCAUCCUGAGCUGGCCCUGCCCUUCCCGGACUGCAGACCCUGACCCCCCAGCUGGCAGCCGCCUCCCAGGGGCGCGCUCGGGCUCCCCACUGCCUCCCCCUUCUCCGGACUCCGUGAGGGCUGAGCCUUCUCUUCGCCUCCUCUGGCCCGCAGCCCAGGAUGCGCUUCCCCGGACGCCGGCUCGGGACUGUCUUCAGCCCCGCGCGCCACCUUGUACAGGCCCAGCCCUUCCCGCGUCCAGGCGUGUGCCUUCCCCCGUUGCGGUCCGAGCGCCGCCGCGCACUGCCCC